Stegostoma tigrinum is the source of this 4128-nucleotide messenger RNA. RefSeq names its product protein turtle homolog A-like. Gene Ontology annotation, biological process: cell-cell adhesion. Lineage: Eukaryota; Metazoa; Chordata; Chondrichthyes; Orectolobiformes; Stegostomatidae. The transcript has 20 exons. The record is from RefSeq and is a predicted model, not a curated record. The coding region runs from base 305 to 3841 and encodes 1178 amino acids. Gene Ontology annotation, molecular function: protein binding.
CAGGAAUUGGAGGGGUCGGGGGUUGGAUGGGUCAAGUGAUCAUUGGAGAGGUGAAGGAAAUCGGAGAGUUCCUGGCUAGAAGGGUCAGGGGUCAGAGGAUUUGGGUUUAUUGUGGGCUGGAGGUUGGAGAGCACAGGGCAGCGACACUCUGAGACAGGGAAUCCCAGCCAAGUUUGUCAAGUUAGCCUCUCACUGGGUCACUGUGAGAUGGAGGCUCUGAAAUGGCAGCCACUAUGGGAUCCUGCUGUGCUGCUCUACCGCUGACUCAGCUGUGCAAUUAGCACAUCCCUACGUGCUCCAGGCUAUGUGGCUCGGCUGUCUCCAUAACCUCCUGCUGGCAGUGGCCUGGACCCUUAUCGUCUCCUCCACAGGCUCGACUCGAGAUGACCAACCGACUGCGCUGUCAGUGACAGGCCGUGAGGGGGAGACUGCGACCCUCAGCUGUGACCUCUCUUUCAGCAAAGACCAUCAGACAACACAAGUCAUUGAAUGGCUCAACAAAGGCCUGGUGCUGCCCAUAUUCAUCAAGUUUGGAGUUCACCCCCCACGCAUUGACGCAGCCUACCUGGGUCGCCUGGGAUUAGUGGAAGGGACAUCACUGCGGAUGGAGCGGUUACAAGCUCAGGAUGAAGGCUGGUAUCGUUGUCGGAUCUUAUUCCUCACACAUCCCUAUGAUUCCCAGAACGGGACGUGGACCUAUCUCUCUGUUCGCACCCCACCCAGCUUCAGGAGGACCCCGCCAGCCGUGGUGGAAAUUCAACUCGGAGAGCCGGUGCGCCUGCACUGCGAUGCCCAGGGGCGGCCCCAGCCUCUCAUCAGCUGGACCAAGGAUGGGGCACAGCUGCCCCUGACAACCGGACCUCCAGCCGGGCAACGAUACCAGGCGAGAAACGGGAGCCUGGAGAUCGAGGCGGUGAGGCGUGGUGCUGCUGGGAUAUACAUGUGUGAGGCCAGCAAUAGUGAAGGCAGCAUAACCCACACCAGCGAGCUGCUCGUGAGGGCUCCACCAGUCAUUGUACAGCCACCCAGAAAUCUGACUGUGAACUAUACCCAGGACGCCCUCUUCACAUGCCACGCUGAGGCGUACCCGAGCAACCUGAGCUACUCCUGGUACAGGGACGGCAUCAAUGUUCAUCAUGACAGCACGCUCCGUGAUCGGGUGUCUGUGCUGACAGACGGAAGCCUCUUGGUUAAAGAUACAGUCCCUGGGGACUCUGGACGUUACACUUGCAUUCCCAUCAAUGGGCUGAACCCUCCCACUGAAGCCACGGCCUCCCUGUGCAUCCUCCACCCUGCUUUCACCAGGAGGAUGGCUAGGCUGACCGUUCUGCCAGCGGGAAUGCCAGGACAGAUUCGAUGCCCCUGGGUGGCAAACCCCCCCCUCCUCUACGUCAACUGGACAAAGGAUGGAGCAGCACUAGAUGUCAACAAGGUUCCGGGUUGGUCCCUGGACAGUGCUGGAAUGAUAGUGAUCUCGAUGGGGAAUGAUGAUGCAAUUGGAGAGUAUUCCUGCACUCCAUACAACAGCUACGGGACCCUGGGGGCAUCAGACCCCACCAACGUCAUUUUAAAGGACCCACCCAGGUUCCUAACAAAGCCUGCCCCCAAUUACCAUCAGGAACUGGGCCAGGAACUCAGCAUCAACUGCUCUGCCACUGGGGACCCGGAGGCCAGGAUCAGCUGGAGCAAGGAGGACACCAAUUCCCCGGGACAGUUCCAGGUCCUUGAGGAUGGGACACUGUUCUUCCGGAGCGUCAGGAAGGAUCACCAUGGAACGUGGACUUGCAAGGCAUCGGAUAAUCUCACUGAGAUCACAGCCAGCACCAUGGUGUGGGUGACAGGAACCAGCCCCCACUCUGUCACUAGCCUGAGGGUGAGGCCAGGCGUGUUCGCUGUCAACGUCUCCUGGGAACCCGGCUUCGAUGGUGGUCACCCACAGCACUUCACUGUCUGGUUCAGGCAGAUAUCCCGUGGGUCCCACGACUGGAUUAUCCGAAUGGUUCCAGAUGGACACUCCAGCCUGAGUGUGGACCACCUGUGGUCGAACACCGGCUACCAGUUCAGUGUCCUGGCCCAGAGUGAUCAUGGGAGUGGGCCCUUCAGUCAGAUCGUCAAUACCCACACCCUCAGUGUUCCCGCGGCGACAGCCGCCCCGCGGCGCCCCCCAGUGCCCAGCGACGGGCCCCGCAUCCUGCUACCCCCCCGUGACCUGGUGGUGAAUCGGACGGCGCGCGGUGUGGUGCUGCGGUGGAGCGCUCCCCCCUCCCCCUCCCGCCUCCCCCUGGCCUACGUGCUGGAGUACCGCCACGGAGGCGCCUGGGCCGUACUGCACAGCGCGAUCCCAGCCCAGGAGGACCAGCUGCUGCUGGCGGGACUUGUCAAGGAUGUUUCCUAUCAGUUUCGAAUGAUUUCCCUCAGUGGGGAGCUGGUCAGUGAGCCCAGUGAUAUUGUUAAUAUCUCAACCUCAGGAAUGUCCAGCUACCCCUCGGGAGAGACGAUGUGGGAGCCUUUCACACAUUCCAUAAGGGCUGGCAUCAUCGCUGGAGCGUGCUUCCUCACAAGUGCCUUUGCCAUCAGCAUCCUGGUUUCACAUGUCAUGAGGUGCAGAAGACAGGCGCAGAUGCAAAAUGUUCCCGUCAUUUUCGGUCGCUAUCAGAAGUCUCCAAAUACAGAGCGCUCUGACAGCCCAGACAGCGUGCUGAAGCUCAAGUUGGAGAGCUCUCUCUACGAGACGUUUGAGCGUGCGGCUGUGUCUCCUGGCAAGGCUGGACGAGGGAGACCUGUGCAGUACGAGACCCACCUCGGCUGCCUGGAGUCCAUUCGACGGGGAGCCGAUGGCCGCUUCGUGGUGCAGUCAGAGCCCGAGAUCCUGCCCCACCCACCUCCUCCUGCGCCCCCUGUGCCUUGCCCCCAAGCCCAGCCGGUUCAGGCCAGGGCCCUGCUGAGGCCAAAGGCCCAUGGCCAGGCCCGGCCCCGACCUCGGGCCUGCUACUUCGCCACGGCAACCAGCAGCCCUGCCGACCAAUCCCAGCCUCCCCCCAGCCCCGACUUAAGCCCCAUCGCCCCUCGGGCCCUCCCAGCUCCAUCCCAACCGGCCUCGCAUCCCCCCGAGGGCCCAGCCCCCAGACCCACCUGCAGCCAGUUCGGGCUAGGCCCCGUUGCCGACAGCGACAGAGGCCCUGACCGCGGGUCCUCUUUUCCGCAUUCCUUGGAGUCGGUUCCCGCUAGGGGUGUGAGCCCAGGCCCCGGCAAGGUUGUCCUGUUGCUCCCGGGAGGGCGAGGGGAGGCUCCGGGGCCUGGGCCCGCCAAGCGCAAUGGCCCCCAGGCCACACUCUGCUCUGGGAGCCAGGCCUUUCUCCGCGAAGGAUCCGCGAGCUGCUGUCCCUCCUCAGCAAACUCAGAAGCCGCAGCUAGCUCUCUCGCCCCCAGCAGCAGCGGCUACCACAGCAGAGAGGCCUCCUGGAGGCUCUCUGAAGACAGGAGCCAUAAUAAGAGGGAGGCCCCGGCCGAGGAGGAGCACGAGUGGGAUGCCGGAGCCGCCAUGGGUUCAGAGAUUCUUGAGACCUUGAGGGGCUACCAGAGGAGAAAACGUCCACACUCGAGUAUCGUUCUCCACGAGCUCGCCCCGACAGGAGGUGCUGCUCCCUGGGAGUUGAGGCGAUCCGGGACAGUUCAGUCUCUGGGAGCGCCCAGUUCUCUCCAGGGUCUCCGGUCAUCUCGGCAGGACAUGGAGUCUCGCUGCGCCGCUCUCCGGGAGGAAUUCCAGGAAUACCGGAGGCAGAAGGAGCAGGAGAUGGCGGAGAGAACACGGGCCAACUUUGAGCUGGCCACUCUGCUGUGAGGGGGUCCAGUGGGAUUGCACUGUGUAAUGACUCCAUGCGGUGGCAGCUGUAGGGAGGGGGUGUUCCAAUGGAGGUAGAUCCACAGGCUGGGAAAUCUCCUGCCUCACCUCCAGGUUCGGUUGGGAUUGCACUGUGUACUUUUCUCCCGGUGCCUGAAACAGAAAGGUUGUGAGUAGAUUGGGUGACCUGUUGGGAAACCGAGAGGUUCUCGCAGACCAGAAACCCAGGGCCUGAGGCCGAAACUACUGCUGAAACACUGAAUAAAUAUCAAUCACUUUCUCUAGAA